AUGAGCGACGGUAUUGAUGAAGCCAUCCGGGAUGGCCGGAUUCCUCCGGACGUCGAUAUGAAACUUCUGAGAAACAAUCAAAACAUACCGGGCAUCGCGAGCAUCGCCUCCGUCACUUUUCUGGCCACGUUGGUAGUCGUGUGUCGACUCUAUUCGCGCAAGUUUAUUAUCAAGGGCUAUGGAUUCGGCUUUGAUGACGGAGUUGUACUCGCGUCGCUGGUGGUAUUCAUUCCCUUUACGGCAUUAUGUAUACGACUCAUUGUAAUGGGCGCUGGGCAAAACCCCAUGUGGAUAUACUUUAUGAUGGACGACGAAACCUACACGCAAAUUCAGGCCCUUGAUACCAUCGCGCACUUGAUAUACAGCACGGCGUUGGUGCUUUGUCGAAUAUCUGGUAUCGCAUUUUAUUGGCGGCUUUGCUACAUGGAUAAAAAGUUCCUCCUGGCUAUUAAGGGUAUUGCCGCCAUUAUUCUAGCAGGAUACGUGGCGCAAAUUUGUCUUCUCAUCUUCCACUGUCUGCCUGUCAGUAUGGUAUGGGUAUUUUAUACCAAGGAAGACGUUAUCGGUCUCUCUGCCUCGCGGGUUGUGCUAGUUAUUAACUACGGUUGGGAAUCGGAUCAAAAGAUCGAGUUUCAAUUUUCGUUCCUCAAGCUGCUAUGUCUUGAGGUAGCCGAGGUCAGCGCCACAAUCAUUGCCGUGUCAGUCCCGGGGGUCAAGCCCUUGGUGGACAAGUAUAUAUUGCGAAAAGAUAAGGAGACAGAGUCCAGCAGCUGGAAGUCUAAUGGGCUAAGCAUGUCUUCCUCUGACGAUGUAACAAAACCGCGUCAAGCCCAUGUUGACAUCAUGGAGUGGCAGCGAGAGAACGCGACGAGAUUGCCUGCAGGGAAAGGCCUGUAG
Metarhizium brunneum ARSEF 3297 is the source of this 897-nucleotide messenger RNA. RefSeq lists its product as uncharacterized. Lineage: Eukaryota; Fungi; Ascomycota; Sordariomycetes; Hypocreales; Clavicipitaceae. The record is from RefSeq and is a predicted model, not a curated record.